Exophiala xenobiotica is the source of this 4239-nucleotide messenger RNA. RefSeq lists its product as uncharacterized. Gene Ontology annotation, cellular component: nucleus; cytosol. The record is from RefSeq and is a predicted model, not a curated record. The transcript is spliced from 4 exons. The coding region runs from base 275 to 3667 and encodes 1130 amino acids. Gene Ontology annotation, molecular function: cysteine-type deubiquitinase activity; protein binding; cysteine-type endopeptidase activity. Lineage: Eukaryota; Fungi; Ascomycota; Eurotiomycetes; Chaetothyriales; Herpotrichiellaceae. Gene Ontology annotation, biological process: regulation of protein stability; protein deubiquitination.
CGCAAAGUCGAUAUUCCACUCCGGAGGCCCUGCUAUUACUGUACUGUUCCUUGCCAUCGUAGCUUCAUCGUCAGAUUCUUUGCCCGGGGGCUACUCUUCCGCCUGUUCCUUGACCUCUUGGGUAACUUUUCUAUCUUAUUCUUCUCGAAGGUCUUACGAGUCCGGCUGUGCACUUUCCGCUGCGCAUCAUCCUUGCAAUACCACUCUUUGCGGACAGUCGAGGAAGGAGCUGCUUUGUUCCUUCCCCGUCGAGGACGGAGACCAAAUAUUCAGCAUGGACAAUUUGGCUGGUCCUGACAUGCUGAUUGAUGGGUACGAUCAAUACAACCAGCAAGAGAACGAUGUCGUCAACAUUACUCCCGAGGAUGCCUCAGAAGAGCCCUCAGACACCCUGCCGAGGGCUGAUGACUUUGAGGCCAUGAAACGACAUGUUCUCGUCGAUCUACCUGAUACCGAAGCCGAAGCAGAAACCACCUCCACAUGGCAUAUUGAAAAAUGGCGGACGUUGUCAAGAAGAGAGCAUGGGCCGGUAUUCGAGUGUGGUGGCCAUCCCUGGCGCGUUCUGUUCUUUCCCUACGGAAAUCAGGUUGACUCCGCGUCCUUCUACUUGGAACAUGGCUUCGAAGGCGACCCUCCUGCGGAUUGGUAUGCCUGCGUCCAAUUUGCUCUAGUCCUCUGGAACCCGAAUGAUCCAACCUUGUUCCGCUCACAUUCUGCAACGCAUCGAUUCAACGCAAAAGAGGGAGACUGGGGCUUCACAAGAUUCGUCGAACUACGCAAAGCAUUCCAUCAACCGUGGGAAGAUGGGACAAGACAUUUGAUUGAGAAUGAUGAAGCCAAAUUGACCGCCUACGUUCGCAUCAUUAAAGACCCAACCGGAGUGUUAUGGCAUAACUUCGAGGGCUAUGACUCCAAGAAGGAAACCGGCAUGGUUGGACUGAAAAAUCAAGGUGCAACUUGCUACUUGAAUUCCCUCCUGCAGUCUCUCUACUUCACAGACGCCUUCCGAAAAGCUGUAUACCAAAUUCCUACUGAGCAGGACGCGAACAGAAGUAACAGCGCUUGGACAUUACAAAGAUUGUUCUACAAACUGCAGAAGGACAAGUUUGCCGUGUCAACGAAUGAACUUACAGCAUCAUUUGGCUGGGACACCCGCCAGAUUUUUGAACAGCAAGACGUACAGGAAUUGUCUCGAAUAUUGAUGGAAGUCUUGGAGAAAAAGAUGAAGGGUACGCCUGCCGAGAGAACUCUUCCAGAACUCUUCAUCGGAAAAACCAAGACUUACAUUUCUUGCAUCAACGUUGACUACGAGUCCUCAAGAAUCGAGGAUUUCUGGGAUCUUCAACUCAAUGUUCGAGGCAAUAAGAACUUGCAUGAGAGCUUUAUGGACUAUAUCCAGGUCGAAACCCUCGAAGGUGAGAACAAGUACGACGCUGGCGAGCCUUACAAGCUGCAAGAUGCCAAAAAGGGUGUCAUUUUUGAGAGUUUCCCUCCAGUCCUACAUUUACAGCUCAAGAGGUUCGAAUACGACAUCAAUCGAGAUGCGAUGAUGAAAGUCAACGACAGACAUGAAUUUCCCGAAGAGUUCGACGCCUCUCUUUAUCUGUCUGAGGAAGCGAAAGCUGCCUCAACGGAACCUUGGAUAUACCAAUUGCAUGGCGUACUGGUACACAGUGGUGAUUUCAAUGCUGGCCAUUACUAUGCGUUCCUCAAGCCCAAAAAGGAUGGUUAUUUCUACAAGUUCGAUGACGACAGGGUCACUCGAUCCACCAUGAAAGAGGUCCUCGAGGAGAAUUACGGAGGCGAAUAUGCCAACGUGGCAAACGGCGGCCCUGGUCAACGACAACCCUACAUGAGAGGGUACUCCACCAAACGCUCCAUGAACGCAUAUAUGUUGGUGUACAUUCGAAAGAGCAGACUCGACCAAGUUCUCCACGGGGUGCAGGAGUCCGACAUUCCGUCACAUAUUGAACGAAAGAUUACCGAGGAACAGGCAGAAUUCGCUAGAAAGAAGAAAGAACGCGAUGAAGCACAUCUGUAUAUGAAUGUCGGCCUGAUAACAGAGAAGACGUUCCAGGCUCACCACGGUUUCGAUCUGACGAGCUAUGAUCUCGAUCAAAACGAUCCUGCCGCCGCCCAGGUUCAUCGACUGCUUCGUACGACAAAAAUCAGCGAAUUCGCGGCCACUGUGGCUGAGGAACUUGGACUCGGACCCGAUCAGAUCAGAUUUUGGGUCAUGGUCGGCAGACAGAACAAGACGAAUCGUCCAGACCAGCCAAUUCGAGAGGUCGAUAUGUCUAUCGAAGAAGCCAUGAAUAAAUAUGGGUCUAGAGGACGUCCAUUCUAUUUGUGGGCUGAAAGUGCACCGAAAUCUGACGAUGGUAAAGUUCAAUUCCCUGAUACAGGACCAGCAGGGGGAGCCAAUGCUCCGAUUCUCGUCUUCUUGAAAUACUUUGAUGUCAAGGCUCAAAGUUUGACUGGCGUCGGCCAUGUCUAUGUGAGAAAGCUGGACAAAGUCUCGGAGAUUGCGCCACAGAUCAACAAAAUUAUGGGGUGGGAUUCCAGCACGUCGAUACUUUUGUUCGAGGAAAUUAAGUAUUCCAUGAUCGACAUUAUGAAGCCGAAACAGACGUUCCAGCAAUCCGAAAUCCAAGAUGGAGACAUCAUCUGUUUCCAGCAAAAUCUCCCCGAUCUUGACUCUACAACGGCUACCUAUACUGAUGCUCGCCAAUACUACGACUAUCUGCUUAACAGAAUACCCGUCAGCUUCUAUCCCAAACCCGGAACGGAGGGAGAGGCUUUCGUGUUAAGUCUCAGCAAGAAGAUGACUUAUGAUCAAUUUUCUGGUAAAGUCGGAGAAUAUCUCAAGGUCGAUCCCACUCAUAUCCGUUUUGCUACAAUCAGUGCUACCAACAACAAGAUCAAAUUGUGGAUCAAGCGUGGCAUGAACCACAAUCUCCAACAAAUCCUUCAAUCGCAAUCCUCCUACGGCGGUUAUGCCACACAGCGUGGUGAUGCCCUCUACUACGAGGUUCUUGAAACCAGUCUUGCAGACUACGAGACCAAGAAGAUCAUGAAAGUAAUUUGGCUCAGUGAUGGCAUCAGCAAAGAAGAACCACUCGAAAUCCUCGUGGCUAAGAAUGGCAUCAUCGGUGAUCUCGUCAAUGGCAUUGCAAGAAAACUCAACUUAGACGAACAGACCGCGAGGAGUAUCCGCAUUUUGGAGGUCCAUGGGGGAAAGAUACACAAGGAGUUGAUAGAGGACUUCAAUGUCGUCGGCGUCAAUGAGUUCACGACACUCUACGCUGAGAAGAUUCCUGACGAAGAGCUGAACGCAUCUGACGAUGACCGCUUCAUCUACUGUUAUCACUUUGACAAAGAGGCGAACAAGCCGCACGGUGUACCUUUCAAGUUCAUGAUCAAACCCGAAGAGCCAUUGACGGAGACGAAGGAGCGAAUCAGCAAGAGAACAGGCAUCAAGGGCAAACUUCUACAGCAGAUCAAGUUUGCCUUGGUGUCAAGAGCACUGUACGCCAAACCAAGAUAUCUCGAAGAAGACGAUGUCAUCUUUGAUCUCCUUCAAGACGGGGAUGAGAUGCUGGGCCUAGAUCAUGUCAACAAGGCACGAAAUUUCUGGGGCAGAGCCGAAGGCAUGUUCAUUCGAUGAGCUUACAAUGGAAAAGCCUCCUUAUCUAAACGAACGAGCUGUCACACACGAACGUCUGCGCCAUAUCAGCAAGUAUUAUAUGAAGGAUAUCAGCGUCCGCUUCUAAUCCUGUACUAAUGCUGGAGUCCCGAUUUGGGCCUCUUGAAAUGGGCAUGUACCAGGGAUCUGGCACUACGGACUCUUUUUGUGGCCAGGUUGUUGGUUGGCAGCAUCAUCCAGUACCUUGUCGAAUCCCUCUUCCAGUGAAGAUCGAAACUAGACUACCCCAGGCGUCUAGAUUAGAGACUUGUGGGGAGGAAACGUUUGUUGUUGGAAGACAACAAGGGUUGAAAGGGUCUGAGCGAAUUGUCCAUUUCCUUUGCCUAGGAUGGCCUGCGCUGAGGCUGGUUUGUCCUGUUGGUGGUACACAAAAACACAAACAACGUGGAUACUCAGGCUAUGGAUAGUCAAACGAAAUGAUGAGGGUACGAGGCGAUGUGACUUCUAUCUUUCACAAACCGACAGCCAUUCUCUUGUAGUCUUUGUCCCAAAUAUACAUCACUUGUUCCGUGCCCAACGGAUGCGUCGUGCCG